Ficedula albicollis (Collared flycatcher) is the source of this 346-nucleotide messenger RNA. Its product is annotated as helicase SRCAP-like. The transcript is spliced from 2 exons. Lineage: Eukaryota; Metazoa; Chordata; Aves; Passeriformes; Muscicapidae. The record is from RefSeq and is a predicted model, not a curated record. Gene Ontology annotation, cellular component: Swr1 complex. Gene Ontology annotation, molecular function: histone binding; ATP hydrolysis activity. The annotation marks the transcript as partial.
CCGGCCGGCAGGAGGCGGAGGUGGAGCACCGCGUGGCCGAGAUGAAGCGCGAGGGGUUCUGGUCGCUGCGGCGUUUGCCGAAGGUGCCGGAGCCGGCGCGGCCCAAGGUGCACUGGGAUUACCUGUGCGAGGAGAUGCAGUGGCUGGCGGCCGACUUCGCCCAGGAGCGCCGCUGGAAGCGGGGCGUGGCCAGGAAGGUGGUGCGGAUGGUGAUGCGGCACCACGAGGAGCAGCGCCAGCGCCAGGAGCGCGCCAAGCGUGAGGAGCAGGCCAAGCUGCGCCGCGUGGCCGCCGCCAUCGCCCGCGAGGUGCGGCACUUCUGGAGCAGCGUCGAGAAGGUACCUGG